Molecule: messenger RNA, 1522 nt
Organism: Nematostella vectensis (starlet sea anemone)
Lineage: Eukaryota; Metazoa; Cnidaria; Anthozoa; Actiniaria; Edwardsiidae
Product: ubiquitin thioesterase OTUB1
Exons: 8
Coding region: 48-839 (263 amino acids)
Biological process (GO): protein K48-linked deubiquitination
Cellular component (GO): nucleus
Molecular function (GO): cysteine-type deubiquitinase activity; ubiquitin binding
Source: RefSeq, a predicted model, not a curated record
UUUGUUAUUUCUCGUGAAGGACUAGGACUAGCUGCGCCAAUUCCAAGAUGGCGGCGGCCGGUGGUAGCCAUUACAGUUCGGAAGUUAAUUAUGAUGAAGCAAUCAUGGCACAAGUUGAUGGAAUCCAAAAAGAGAUUGCAGAUGCCCAAACGCUAGUGAGUGAAAGAGAAGACUUGCAAAGCCUGUUAAAUGAGUACUCCCAGGAUGAUCAUGUCUACCAAGCCAAGAUCCUGAGCUUGUCCGCCCAGUAUUCCCAUGUGAGGAGGACAAGGGGAGAUGGGAACUGCUUCUUCCGUGCCUUUGGAUUCAGCUAUUUUGAAAAACUAUUAACAGAUGAAAAAGAAUAUCAAAGAUUUAAAGAUCUAGCUGCUAGGAGUAAAGAUGAGCUUGUGGAGCUUAACUUCCCUGCUUUUACAAUCGAAGACUUCCAUGAAGUGUUUAUGGAGGUCCUGGAUAUGAUGGGAAACAACGCAACUGAGGACCAGCUUAUCCAGAAAUUUCAAGAUGAGGGAAUCUCAAACUAUCUUGUGGUGUAUCUCCGUCUGCUAACCUCAGCUCAGCUACAAAGGAAUGCUGUGUUCUUUGAAAACUUUAUUGAGGGAGAAAGAACGGUCAAGGAAUUCUGCAACCAGGAAGUAGAACCAAUGGGUAAAGAGAGUGACCACAUCCACAUCAUUGGACUCACUGAAGCACUGGGUGUGUGUAUUCGGGUGGAGUAUGUAGACAGAACAGGUGAUGAUGUCAAUCACCACGACUUCCCUGAGGAUGGCAGUACCCCUAUUGUACACCUUUUGUACAGACCAGGACAUUAUGAUGUUCUGUACCUGGCUAACCAAUGACAUUACAGAAACAGCUGUCAAUCAUCAUGAUUGCUCUGAAAAAGGCAGUACCCCUAUUGGUCUCCUUUUGUACAGACCAGGACAUUGCAAUGUUUUGUAUCUGGCUACCCAAUGACAUUACAGAACAGCUGUCAAUCACCAUGACAUUCCUGAGGAUGGCAGUACCCCUAUUGGCCCCCUUUUGUACAGACCAGGACAUUAUGAUGUUCUGUACCUGGCUAACCAAUGGCAUUACAGAAACAGCUGUCAAUCAUCAUGAUUGCUCUAAAAAAGGCAGUACCCCUAUUGGCCCCCUUUUGUACAGACCAUGACAUUACGAUGUUCUGUACCAGGCCACCCAAUGACAUUACAGAAGCAGCUGUCAAUCAUCAUGACUUCUCUGACAGUAGUAUUGCUAUUGCCCACCUCUUGUACAUCUGUCUAAGCCAAUAGGAUUACAGAAAAGCUGUCAAUCACCAUUCCUUAUAUCGUAUGCAUUCAAGAAAAUUGUGAUGUUCCUAUCAUGUUUAUAAUCUAGCCAGUGAGAUUACAAAAGCAGCAUGUACAGGAAAGGACAUUAUGUACAUGAGUAGCCAAUCAGAACAAGCUGUGUUGCACCAUGGCCUCCUAGAGGAUGUUAAUCACCACUUCUGAACAGAAUGGGGAUUCAUUUGAUGGGUUCAUUAUAAGUAUCGUCAUUUCUA